AUGGCUGCGCUACAUUCUUCCACCUUCCUCACUAUCUCCAUCCUCCUAUUCGUCUGUUUCCUAUCAUCAGCAGAGGCUCUCGGAGGAAAAAAAACAGGAGGAAAAACUGAAAUAAAAAAUGUGAAAUCAAACAAAGAAAUACAAGAUUUGGGGAAAUUUUCAGUUGAUGAUUAUAAUCUGGCUUACAAGAAAGGAGACAAAGGACGUUUGAUAUUCAAACAAGUUGUUAAAGCCGAGAAACAAGUUGUUUCAGGGAUUAAAUACUUUUUGAAGGUUUCUCUAAUUUGGAAGGGUAAACCUCAUUUGUUUGAUGCUACUGUUGUUGUUAAAGCUUGGGAAACACCUUCUAGAUCGGUUGUUAGUUUUGGUCCUGUUGAUUAA
This is a messenger RNA of Papaver somniferum (opium poppy), 381 nucleotides long. Its product is annotated as cysteine proteinase inhibitor B-like. Lineage: Eukaryota; Viridiplantae; Streptophyta; Magnoliopsida; Ranunculales; Papaveraceae. The coding region runs from base 1 to 381 and encodes 126 amino acids. The record is from RefSeq and is a predicted model, not a curated record. The transcript has a single exon. Gene Ontology annotation, molecular function: cysteine-type endopeptidase inhibitor activity.